AUGUCCAUGGGCUUCCUCGUACCACAAGAUAGCCCCAUCGCAUGGCGAGGCCUGAUGAUCCAGAAAGCCAUGAAUCAGCUCUUGUUUGAAGUGAGCUGGCCCAAGCUUGAUCUACUCAUUCUCGACCUACCGCCUGGAACGGGCGACGUGCAACUUACAAUUACGCAGAGUAUCGAGCUUACUGGUGCCGUGAUCGUCUCGACACCCCAAGAUCUAGCCCUUCGAGACGCAGUCCGCGGUAUUGAUCUCUUCAAAAAGGUCAAUGUACCUAUCCUGGGCAUGGUGCAGAACAUGAGCACGUUCGCUUGUACAAAUUGCGGCCACAAACACGACAUCUUCGGCCUCGACGGCGCGAGGAAGAAAUGCGAUGAGCUCGGUGUGACUCUACUGGGUGAUAUCCCGCUACAUCCUCAGAUCUGCCAUGAUGCGGAUAUUGGUAAGCCAAGUGUUGUCGCUAGUCCCGAAGGACCUCAGGCGCAGGCUUUUCAUGCUGUGAUGGAGGCUGUAGCGAAGUCUGUCGGCUUGCGAUGA
This is a messenger RNA of Recurvomyces mirabilis, 531 nucleotides long. RefSeq lists its product as uncharacterized. Gene Ontology annotation, molecular function: 4 iron, 4 sulfur cluster binding; ATP binding. Lineage: Eukaryota; Fungi; Ascomycota; Dothideomycetes; Mycosphaerellales; Teratosphaeriaceae. Gene Ontology annotation, biological process: mitochondrial respiratory chain complex I assembly; iron-sulfur cluster assembly. The coding region runs from base 1 to 531 and encodes 176 amino acids. Gene Ontology annotation, cellular component: mitochondrion. The transcript is spliced from 2 exons. The record is from RefSeq and is a predicted model, not a curated record.